Messenger RNA from Dama dama (fallow deer), 4117 nucleotides. RefSeq names its product CD274 molecule (gene CD274). NCBI's taxonomy places the organism in Eukaryota, Metazoa, Chordata, Mammalia, Artiodactyla, Cervidae. The record is from RefSeq and is a predicted model, not a curated record. Bases 140 to 1009 code for a protein of 289 amino acids. The transcript is spliced from 7 exons. Gene Ontology annotation, biological process: cellular response to lipopolysaccharide; negative regulation of T cell proliferation; cell surface receptor signaling pathway. Gene Ontology annotation, cellular component: external side of plasma membrane.
CUUACUGGGCGGGCCAGAAAGUGGGCGGAGAAACACCCACGCGAGCUCAAUAGCUGCGGGUGGCCCCGGCAGACCGGAGCACAGCGCCGAAGUCUCCACGCCAGCAGCGACUCUCCCGCCGGCAGGUCAUUCCAGAAAGAUGAGGAUAUAUAGUGUCUUAACAUUCAUGGCUUACUGUUGUUUGCUGAAAGCAUUUACUAUCACAGUUCCCAAGGACCUGUAUGUGGUAGAAUAUGGCAGCAAUGUGACGUUGGAAUGCAGAUUUCCAGUAGACAAACAAUUAAACCUGCUUGCGUUAGUUGUUUACUGGGAAAUGGAGGAUAAGAAAAUUAUUCAGUUUGUGAAUGGGAAGGAAGACCUGAACGUUCAGCACAGUAGCUACCAUGGGAGGGCCCAGCUGUUGAAGGACCAGCUCUCCUUGGGAAAGGCUGCACUUCAGAUAACAGAUGUGAAAUUGCAGGAUGCAGGGGUUUACUGUUGCUUGAUCAGCUAUGGCGGUGCCGACUACAAGCGGAUUACUUUGAAAGUCAAUGCUCCAUACCACAAAAUCUACCACACAAUUUCUGUGGAUCCAGUCACCUCUGAACAUGAACUAACGUGUCAGGCUGAGGGUUACCCUGAAGCUGAAGUCAUCUGGACAAGCAGCCAUCACCAAGUCCUGAGUGGCAAAACCAGCAUCACCAGUUCCAAGAGGGAGGAAAAGCUUUUCAAUGUGACCAGCACACUGAGAAUCAACACAACAGCUGACGAAAUUUUCUACUGCACUUUUCGGAGAUUAGGUCAUGAGGAAAACAACACAGCUGAGUUGGUCAUCCCAGAACCAUAUCCAGAUCCAGCAAAAAAGAGGAAUCACUUGGUGAUUCUGGGAGCUGUCUUCUUGUUCCUGCAUGUAACGCUGGCAGUCAUCUUCUGUCUGAAAAGAAAUGUGAGAAUGAUGGAUGUAGAAAAAUGCUGCACCCAAGAUAUGAAUUCAAAGCAACAAAAUGCUACACAGUUUGAGGAGACGUAAUCCAGUGUUAAAACUUCUGAUCUUAAAACAGGGAUUCUCAGCCUGUGGUUUGGGUUUAUCAGACCAGAGGUAUGCAGUGGGCCAGGGGGCUACAGAUGAUGUAGAACUUAAAAAGCCCAAGCUCUGAAGACAGAAGCUGAGAAAGAAGAGGAGAACAAAGGAAGAAGGAAUAAAGGUACCGUGGAAGGAAACAUUGGUACUUCUGAAUGAUGGAAGACUCAUCAAUGCAUGUGAAAAGGAGAAAGGACACUUCUAAAUGAUGAACCUCCAUGUACAUUAUCCAUCACUCAUCUUAGGAAAACAGGUUGAGAUUCCCUGAUUUAAUGGUCAGUUCCUCCAGAAGUGCCCUUUGCCUUUACUCAGUGCUUUGAUUUGUCUUCUGGUUGCCACAGUGUUUUGAGUAUGAUUUAUUUUUAUUUACUUUGAGUCUGUGGGGUCUUGUCCUGUGAGUGUGGUUGUGAGUGAUUUCUUUUGAAGAUAUGCUGUAGUAGAAAUUAACAUUUUUUUCACCAGACCAAAUUUACUGCUCAAUGACUUGCGUGUGUCAAGUAAAAUGUAGUAUUUGUAAAGUAGUAUUUGUAGUAUUUGUAAAGUACUUGUUAUCCUCUAUAACUGUUAGUACUUAGGAAUCAUAGAGAACAAACCAUUAGUUUGUAUAAGAUAUUUUUAAUACCUUAUUUAACCCACUGAUACUUCAAUUGUCUUGGAUAAUCUUAUUCUCAGACCUCAAAAUAAGAUAUGUUACCAAAAUAUCUGUUACACUUAAAUAUCAGCUUUACAACUAUGUGUGCACAUAAACUCAUUUUAUUCCUGUAGCAAUAGUGGUAAGCACUAGUGGUAAGCACUCUUAUUCUACCCAUUUCACAACUGAGGGAGCAGAGGUAAAGAAACUUAACCAAGGCAAUACAUAGCAGACCUCAGAUUUCCAAAACUGUCACCCCCUGUCCUUUUAUUUAUUUAUUUAUUUAAAUUGAGGUAUAGUCGAUUUACAGUGUCGUGCCAAUCUCUGCUGUUAAGCAAAAUAACUCAGUUAUACAUAUAUAUAUGCUCUUUUUUAAUUAUUAAAAAAUUAAUAAAGACACUUUUUUACUUUCUGUCCUUUAGAAUAUAAUUUACAGCUAUGCUUUAAGACAUGUUCAUUCAGCGAACAUUUAGGAAGUGCCCUAGCAUGUCAAUCACUGUGCCAGGCAGAGUCUACAGAUGUGAGCAAGAUAAGGAAACUUCCCUCUAGGAGCUCAUAGUAUAAUAAGGGCAUCAAUAAGAAAAUAUAUCGCUACAAUAUGGUCCAUUACAGCACAAGGUAUAAGAGGAGAAAAAUGUUGUGAGGAGGAAAAUUUAGAAAGCUUCCAAAGGAGGGGAUUCUCUGGGUAGCCAGCCAGUGUGUUCCUGGACAAUUGAAAAGCAUAAAUAUUUUAAAAAUCAAAGCGAUUUCAGUUUAUGAGAUGCCAGUAUUCUUUAAAACCAUGGAAAAUGGCUCUUGAAAUCCUUUUCUAUCAUUGUAUUUACCCCUGAUUGGUUUGCUUUGCCAUAAAAUUUGAUGCUUAUUUAUAUAGGGCCUGGUAUUGUUAAUAGCAGUUUUCUUUUUUUAUUUAAAUGCAACUGAAUUUUGAAUUUAUACUUUUUCAUAAUUUGAAAUUCAAAAAGUCCAGUAGGAGACAUUAAAAAGUCUCCAUUCCAUCCUCCUACUCAUCUAGUUUCCCUUUCCAGAAGCAACCACUCUUAUCUUUUGUUCAUUUGUCUUCUAAAGAUAUUCUGUGGAUAUAUGUGAAAAUACUUGUAAAAUGUGUAUAUGUUUUUGAUUUUUGCUCUUUUCCACAUAAGCGGUAAUGCAUUAUGCAUCUGCUGUGCACUUUGCUAUUUUUAUUUAAUGUACUAUUUCUUAUGUAGUAGAUAGAACAAAUGUGAAGUUCCCAGAGGCUGGGCACUGUCUUAUUUGUUCUAGGUCAUCUUUUCCAUAGCCUCCUAGAAGUUGUGUGUGCAUGCUAAGUCACCAGUUGCAUCCCUGUGUGACCCUAUGGACUGUAGGCUGCCAGGCUUCUCUGUCCAUGGAAUGCUCCAGGCGAGAAUACUGGAGUGAGUUGCCCUGCUGUUCUCCAGGGGAUCUCCCCAUCCCAAGAAUCAAACCCAUGUUUGAUCUUACGGGAGAAAAGAAGUGGGUUCAAUCCCUAGGUUGGGAAGAGCACCUGGAAGAGGGCAGGGCAACCCAUUCCAGUAUUCUUCCCUGGAGAAUUCCAUGGACAGAGAAGCCUGGCAGGCUACGGUCCCACGGUAGUAUAUACCAAAUAGUUACUACAUUUAGACAACCAGCCUUUGUCGAGUCCUUGCUCUAUGACUGUGUUUGGAUUUGGUUUAUUUUUUGUUUCUCAAAGAGAGAAUGUGUUUCUCACAAUGGAUUUUCCAGAAUGCACCAUGUCAACCUGGCCUUAAAGGAUGACUUUAUUGCUAAGUCUGUAUGACAGAUUCAUGUCUGGAACUUGGGUUUUUUUUUUUUUUUCUGUUUUCUCUUGAGUAUAAACUUGACUUUGAUUUUGCACUUGAAAAAUUGUGUUCUUUUUGGAAAUUCCAGUCAAGAACCUUGACCCUAGAUCCUCAUUUGUGCCGGAAAAGGCUUGUGAGGCCUGUGAGCUGUCUGAACCCUUGAGUCCAACCAGGUCUUACCACUACACAGGUCUCCUAAGAUAUUGCUUUCCAAAUGUUCAGAUGCCCUCUAGGAGAUCCCGGAAUAUUUCUUCCUUCCUCACUUACCUGGAUCAGUGACAAGGAAAAUAUUCUUUGCUUUGCCAUAUAUCAAAGCUGAAGAAACAGAAUCUCCAGUAGAAAUUUUUCUGUUAUCUUUUUGUACAUGUUCAUUUGCACAAUAUCCCUUGUUUGGGUGACAGUAUCUUUUGUGUGAAGUACAAGCAAGAAUUUUGGUUCAGCAAGAUGUGAAGUCUGUUCUCUCCAUUCCUAAAUCUUAAUGCCUUAUUGUGGUGUUGGAUUUCUAAGGCACUUUAUUCCUUUGUCUUGUGUUUCAUUGUAAAUGAUAUAGGCAGAGGUGAUAUCUAAUUCUGCAUUUGUCAUUGUUUACAUGUGCAUUAAUUUAAUAAAAUAUUCUUAUUUAUUUUGUUA